Molecule: messenger RNA, 1131 nt
Organism: Microthlaspi erraticum
Lineage: Eukaryota; Viridiplantae; Streptophyta; Magnoliopsida; Brassicales; Brassicaceae
Source: the annotation of a GenBank genome assembly
AUGGAGCCAAGGAGCAAUUUUGAAGAUUUGAUAACUUUCAUCAAGAGUUCUCAUAGAGAGCACACAGCCUUGAUUGAUGAGAGAUUGGAGUCAGCCUUCACGAGAUUGAAUGAGAAGUUGGAUUCAAUUUCUUCUUUCACAAGAGACUUGGAUCUUAGAGUUGCCAACAUAGCCAGCUCUAUUAAGAGAGAAGAAGGCAUACCCAGAUCAAGAGGAAGCAAAGCCGCCAGUCAAGAAGAAACCAAUGGAGUAUGUCAUUAUUGGAGAUGGACUGAACCACCUAAGGAAGUCCAUGUCAGAAUAGAACCAGGAACUCAGGAGGAAGUGGAGAAGCCACCUGAAGAACCAAGAGUGUAUGAGCCAAAGAUCCCAUACAGAAAUGUUCUUUCUCAACCCAAGAAGGAGAAGGAGCAAGCAAAGCUCAAGGAUCUUGUUAGCCAACUUUCAGUAAGGUUACCUUUCAUUGAUGCUUGCCAAAUAAUUCCAUCUCUCAGGAAGUAUAUGAAGGCCAUACUCACAAGCAAUAUCGGUUCUACACACUUCCAUAGAGCACUUUGUGAUUUGGGUUCUAGUGUGAACCUAAUGCCUUACUCAGUGGCCAAGCUAUUGGGCAUCACUGACUUCAAACCUACAAAGAUAUCUCUAGUCUUUGCAGACAGAUCUGUUCGCCGCCCUGUUGGUGUUAUUAUGGAUGUUCCAAUCAUGGUUGGAGAUUGCUACAUCCCUGCUGAUUUUGUAGUUCUUGAGCUGGAACACCAACCUAAAGACCCUCUUAUCUUGGGAAGGCCAUUCCUAGCUACUGCAGGAGCUAUAAUAGAUGUCAAGAAUGGAAAGAUUGACUUGCAUCUUGGAGAUAUAGUGAUGAAUUUCGAAGUAAACAAGUCUAUGGAGAAGCCAACUGUAGAUGGUCAAGCUUUUUGGAUUGGAGAGCUCGCAGAGACAAGAGAAGAAGUGCUGGAUGAACUCCUUCUUAUUGAUCCCUUGGAGCUAGCUUUGACAAAGGCUGAGAAUGAGUAUGGAUACAUGGAAAGAGAAGCUCAAUGCUUAGUCAAGUUCAUGGAUUCAAGGAAGCUUAUAAGAGCUGAUAGCUUAUAUGGACUUAGAGAGAGAAGAGGAAGAGCCAGACAUUGA